Molecule: messenger RNA, 985 nt
Organism: Polychytrium aggregatum
Lineage: Eukaryota; Fungi; Chytridiomycota; Chytridiomycetes; Polychytriales
Exons: 2
Coding region: 60-713 (217 amino acids)
Source: RefSeq, a predicted model, not a curated record
GGCGGGUGUGGGCUAGAUCGUAGACAGAGUUGGGGGACGCUGGUGAUCUGGCUCGCGCCAUGGCUUUGGCCUGCGAAAUGACCGCCGCUGGGCAAUGCUGUCAGCGGCAGCAUCUACAUCUGCAUCUGCAUCUGCAUCUCGACGGCGAACCCGUUGCCCAUCGCCGUGCCGCCAUUGCAUUCGGGCACCAUCACAUUCGAGCACCAUCGCCCGUCGGCAUCCCCCAGAGUCACCGGCGUCGGCGGGUGGUCCUGUCCGAGCCCGGCGGUCUUCGCGCCCGAUCAGACGGAAUGACACAGGCCUGGUCAUCGUCCUGGUGGCCUGAUGCAACCAGCAUCACCCCAGGCCCCAUCCCGCCAUAUAAAUCGGCUGCUUCGGGCUUGAUUCGUAGUCGGUAUCAUCAGCAACACCCACACCAGAGACAGCGAUAUCCCAGUCAGCAAUAUCCACCUACUAGCCUGUCAGAUCAUACAGCAUGCUGCACGACAAGCAAGCCCCCCAAGAGCCACCCAAGGACCGACAUCUCUCCAAGAACGGGUCCGACCCCCGCGGCCUGCCCAAGAAAGGAGGCUCCGGCGGCGCCCAUAACUGGGGCAGCUUCCAGGACGACGUUGACUACGUUAUGGACCACCCAAAUGCCCGAUCGAUCGCCAAGGACCACCUGCCGCCUGCGGCUGUGCAGCUGGUCAAUGAGAAAACCUUCUGCAAGCUGACCGGAAAGCCCAUUCCGAACCCCGUCCAGGUACCGCACUUUGAUACCCCAACGGUGGUCAAGGCCCACAAGAAGCGACAUCGCAGACGACGACAUCCGGCCGCUGCUGCUCCAGCCGCGGAUGCUGCCGCAGCCGUCGAUGCCGACCAAGUCGUCGAUGACCAUAGCGGCGACGACCAUAGCGAUGACCAUGACGACAAUGACGACCAUGACGAUACGGAGGAGCAUAUCCCAGCUGCAGACACCGCUGUCAGCGCUCACUAAGCCGCCGCG